Molecule: messenger RNA, 3128 nt
Organism: Mixia osmundae IAM 14324
Lineage: Eukaryota; Fungi; Basidiomycota; Mixiomycetes; Mixiales; Mixiaceae
Product: glycosyltransferase family 2 protein
Exons: 7
Coding region: 28-3045 (1005 amino acids)
Cellular component (GO): cell septum; cell periphery
Molecular function (GO): chitin synthase activity
Source: RefSeq, a predicted model, not a curated record
UUUUGAUUUCGUUUAGGCCGACCAAACAUGCCGUUCUUUCGUAAGGAGGAGACCGCACCACCGCCAGCAGCCCGACAGCGGCCAACGAGUGCGCUGGCUCCGGCAUGGCAGCCGUCGGCCACUCGCUUCGAUCCGUCGAUGAUCGACUUGGACACAAAUGAUCCGUACGGCCUACAGCGUCAGAGCUCAUCUGAUCGGCCCCGCUCGACUCUGCUGGAUUCGCCGAGCACGCCUUCUCGAGCGAGACGGCCGCUGCCGAGCACUCGGGAGGAUGGCUUGCGGCAAGCGGGCGAAGACCAGUACGGCGCUGAAACGCCAACUCUGGCACGGAUAGGCACAGCGCGAGAGACCGAACGUUCCUCCUUGCUGAAUGAUGAGCCCGCGCCUGACUCGCCCACUACAGCUCGCAUACGGUCAGCGUACAGUCUGCGCUACGACUCUGUUCCUGUGCCGGUCGCGCGGUCAAGGUUAUCGGCGUAUGCACAACACGAGCCUGAGCCGCAAGCUCGUUCACACAUUGUACAUGUCAAAACAGAAGAUGAGACUCACCCAUACCCCGGCGCAUGGCAAGGCAGUGAACCUGCGCCUGCAUACGAUCCGCCGCCUAAUCUGACCCAUAUACCUCUUGUUGUUCCUGAGCUCAGGCGUGGCAAUACGACAGACUCUGCCACCUCAUCACUCACUGCUACUUCCUCCUUAUAUGACGAUGAUGGCAAAUUUGACCCAAUGUCAUCAGUCCUGUCGAAGACGACGUCUGCCGAUACGCACACUUCCCAAGGCAGACACUACGGUCCAGCUCCUGUCGGUGCGCAAGAACGACGCAACCCUCAUGGCGUCACGCCGGGUCUACAAGCCGGUCGCAGGAGGAAACGUAAGGAGAUCAAGCUCACAGAAGGCAAUCUCGUUCUGGAUCUGCGAAUCCCAACGCGUCUCGAAAGCUUCCUUCCGCGCCGAGAAGACGACGAGUUCUUGUUCACUCGGUAUUCAGCAGUCACUUGCGAUCCAGACGAUUUCGAAAGGCAAUGCUUCAAUCUCCGACCCUCAACGAUACGGAGAGAAUGCGAGAUCCUCAUCGGCGUUACAGUCUACUCGGAGAAUGAGGUGCUUUUCUGUCGCACCAUGCACGGUAUCAUGAAGAAUAUCGCUCAUCUAUGUACGCGCGACAAGUCGAAAGUCUGGGGCAAAGACGGCUGGAAGAAAAUCGUAGUCUGCAUUGUCGCAGAUGGUCGCCAGAAGAUCCAUCCUCGCGUCUUGGACUGUCUGAGCGCGCUUGGUGUCUACCAAGAUGGCAUCGCGAAGAACACUGUUGGCGAAAAAAUCGUUACGGCUCACCUUUACGAGCAUACGACUCAACUGUCUAUCGAUCCGAAUAUGAAGUUCAAAGGACUCGAGAAGGGCAUCUGCCCAACACAAGUCAUGCUUUUGCUCAAAGAGCGCAACGCGAAGAAGAUUAACAGUCAUCGCUGGCUUUUCAAUGCAGUGGCAAAACAGCUAAAUCCCAAUAUUGCGAUCCUGAUUGAUGUUGGCACAUUGCCAGGGCCAAAAUCGAUCUACCACCUCUGGAAAGCGUUUGAUCGCAACUCGAAUGUCGCUGGCGCAUGCGGCGAGAUUGUCACUAUGAAGGGCAAGUUCCGAUCAGGCCUGCUCAAUCCGCUCGUUGCGGCUCAGGAUUAUGAGUACAAGAUGUCAAACAUCCUCGACAAGCCUUUCGAGUCGGUUCUGGGCUACAUCUCCGUUCUACCAGGCGCCUUCUCGGCGUAUCGUUACGUCGCUUUACGCAACGACGGUCUCGGUCACGGCCCGCUUGCGACCUACUUCAAGGGUGAGACACUUGCAGGUAAAGACGCCGACACCUUUACGAGCAACUGCUAUCUAGCCGAAGAUCGCAUUUUGUGCUGGGAACUCGUCGCAAGUCCUGGUCAUGCCUGGGUGCUCAAGUACGUCAAGAAUGCAAAAGGCGAGACCGAUGUGCCCACAGAUGUCGCCGAAUUCAUCUCGCAAAGGCGGCGAUGGCUCAACGGUGCUUUCUUCUGCGCUGUGUUCAGUAUCCUGCACUUCACACGACUUCUCAAGACGGACCACAGCAAGAUGCGCAAAUUACUGCUCAUGUUCGAGACGCUCUACAAUGUCUUGUCGCUUGUAUUUGCCUUUAUGUCGCUAUCUCUCUAUUACCUGUUCUUCAUCAUACUGACGACUGCACUCGAAGCACCUUCACUCAACCUCAAGGGCAUUGUCUUUGUCAACAUCAUUGCGCAAAAGCUAUACCAGGCCACACUGAUCGCUUGCUUUUUGCUAGCACUCGGCAAUCGUCCACAAGGCUCGCGAAAGUCUUACACCGCCGUCAUGGUCAUUUUCGCGGUGCUCUGUCUAUAUAUGGCCGUUGGCGCGGUCUUCUGCAUUGUCAAAGCAGUAGAGGGUUCGGCAUCUCGAGCUAUCUUCUCGCAAAUGCUCCUAUCGCUCAUCUGCACGUACGGGUCAUGGUUUCUCGCCAGUCUCAUCGCUCUUGACCCGUGGCAUAUGGUGACGAGUAUGACCCAAUAUCUCCUGCUGGCUCCAUCGUACAUUUGCGUGCUCAACACCUAUGCUUUCUCCAAUCUUCAUGACUUUUCAUGGGGCACGAAAGACUCUCACACUGUCACGAUGGAUCUGGGCGCUGCCGUCCUGACAUCCUCAUCGGGCACAGUCGAGAUGACCAUGCCAGAAUCGCAGCUAGACACAGACGGAUCAUACGAUACUGCAUUACAUCACCUACGCACAAAUCCAGCAGUUAUACCAAAAGUCAGCAGUCAGUCCGAUCGCGACCGCGAAACGGAAGACUGGUAUAGAUCUGUUCGCACACGCGUACUGCUCGCUUGGGUCCUCGCCAAUGGGCUUCUCGUCUCAAUUGUGCUAGGUGGCGAUCCUGUACAGACAUUUGAAGGCGGAGGCGGCGGUGGACGGACGCGUGUCUUCAUGCUCGUCAUCCUGGUGCUCGUUGCCAUAAUGAGCAUUGUCAGGUUUGCAGGCGCGGCGGCAUAUCAGACGAUGCGAAUCUUCACAGGCUAAAGCCAUACAUCCAAUCAGGCUGCAUAUCGGCGCUUGUUACACGAUGCAUAUUAUAGACAUAAAUCAGUAGACUGAACGUCCAG